AUGGCACGACCCAGGCAAUUUGGCCGGCCUGCACGUGAGACAUAUCGAUUCCUGGAUGUCGUGUCACUGAAAGCUGACGGACCUCUUCGCAGUGGCCUGGUCAUCGCAACCUACCUUAUCAUCCGCGAAUCUCCUACGACCUUCGCCGCCGAUAAGCCAGUCCAUACCGCGAUCGCAACGUUUGCAAUAUGUGGAGCUACAGUACUUAUCGCAAGCCGAUCGUUACCCCGAAAAGCAGUGGUAUCGAGCAAGAGCGGAUACGACUUGGUGCCGUUGAACGAAGAAGGUCAUGCGAACGCCGCGAGAGAUGCCUCGCCUCUGCCUGUGCAUCAACGAUAUGAUGACGAUGGCGAUGAAGAGUUGGAUCAGCCCAGUCCUCGACAAUGGAGAUCGCUGUUUCUCGCGUUGGUCUUCUCUCUCUGUCUCAGAGCAGAAGUCUGGCAUCGAGUGGUGAAGAAUGUGCAGUGCAGUGGAAGGACGUGCACACCCAUCAUCCCGGUCUUGCUAGCAGCUUGGGAAUUCUGGAGAGGACACAGUGCCAGGAAGGCGAGACAAAGGAAAGCCACAAGAGUUUCUUCGGAUGACGAUGUGGAUGCAAGCGUGUACGAUGUUCUCCUGCGGCUGGUCGCCCAGAGUGCGGUGUCCGGUGUGGCUACUGCUUCUAUGGUUGGAUUUGGUGGGCUGUUGGCGCUGAACUCACUGGCGAGCCCUCAUGGAACAUACAUCUGCGCCGGGAAUUCUUCUGCAGGGCAGCUCCUGCCAUUUUCGGGAACAGUGUCAGAUGCAAUGAUUGCCAUGAUCGUUGGGCGAGUGGUUACAUCAGGAGGGAGGAGUUUGGCCUCGCGAUGCGCCCUUCUUGGAUGGGCUUUUAUGUUUUCUGCUACAUUCUUGUUUGGCAUUGGUGCGGUGUAUUACCUCGCAGAAGAGGCGGACCGCACUUGGAUUUUGACGAUACCCCGAUAUUACGUUUGGCAUGUUCUACGAUUGGAUGUUUAUAUUGCAUUUGCUCUUCUAUCCGCGUUCGCUAUGACACUGCAUGCAGGUCUGGUAACCACCUCUCUAAUUGUUGCAUUCACAUCGAUUGUGACUGCUGCGACACCCUCAGCCUGGACGAACCAGCACCCAUUCCCGCCAUAUUCUCUUGGUCUGGCAUAUUUGGGCAUCGCGAUUGCCAUUCUUGGACUGCUGGCAUAUUUGCAACUCGAGACGAUCUCCUCCGCAUCCUCUCCAAGGAGACGAUCACUCUUCUCUUCUCACCUCCCAGCUUGGCUGUAUAUCCUCCUUCUAGCCAUCUUUCUCACGUGGACGGGUCUCAAAAUCAACCACAGUACCUCUGUAUCCUACCACCCCAUCGACCUCCUCAUCUAUGAAGCUGAAAUGGCACAUGACAAAUAUGCCACGCAAGCCGGCGCCAGCAAAGACCUCAAACGAGCCACACAGAUCUACCGAAAUCGCUACGGCAGACAUCCUCCGCCCGGGUUCGAUCUCUGGUUCAAAUAUGCCACUGACAGGAAGUCCGUCAUCAUCGACGACUUCAACAGCAUCAACCGCGACUUGCUCCCCUUUUACGCUCUCACGCCACAGGAAAUUCGACACAGGACAUGGGAAAUGGUAGCCAACCAAUGGAAUUUCGCGGCAGGAAUCAGCAUCCGAUCAGGCAAAGUCUCCGUCAUGCCAAACAUUGCACCCACUCACGGCUGGAUGGGGGAGGGCGUGGCAGAGAUGAUUUCCAAAUUCUCCGAAUACCUCCCCGACAUGGACCUAGCAUUCAAUCUCAACGACGAAUCUCGUAUCGCUGUACCUCACGAUGAGAUUGAACGAAUGCGUCAGGUUGGACGAGGAGUCGUGCCUGCCGAGAAACCAAUCAAAACAUUCUCCGCCGACCGCGCUGCAACCUGGGAGGCGAUCGAACCUCCACUUACCACCUCACCUCUGGAAGAAUUCUCAUGGCAGCAGACCUUCCAUCGUUACGGCGCAGUCGGCUGUCCUCCCUCUUCUCCCGCCGUCAGAUCUCGGGUGUACGACACCUCGUCCCUCUGCACUUCCUGCGCCGCUCCACACUCCCUGGGCGCCUUCCUCUCCAACUGGACCCUCUCAUCCAACAUCUGCCACCAACCCGACCUCGCCAACCUACACGGCUUCUACCUUUCGCCCGCCUCGUUCAAGUCCUCUCACGAAUUAUACCCCAUAUUCUCCCAAAGCAAAGUCGGCGGCUUCAACGACAUCCUCUAUCCCUCGGCGUGGAACUAUCUCGACAAGGCCCUCUACUUUCCCACUGCCGAGCAUCCAGACAGACCCUGGGAAGAAAAGAGCAACACUCUCUUUUGGCGUGGCGCUACUUCCGAAGGCGUGUCGCAAGGUUGGGGUCAAUGGCAAGGUAUGACCCGCCAGCGCUUCGUUUAUCUCGCAAAUCACCCCGGCACACUUCACCCGAUUCUUCUCCCAAACCACCCUUCCACUCCGGACGAAAAGAAAAUGAGCUACCGACACCUCCCUCUAUUCUCCCUCUCCACGUCAAUAGACGUCAAGCAUACACACCCCAUCGUCCGCUGCGGCGGCGUCGACUGCGACGCUCAAGCGAUCCACCUCGCACCGCUGGCCGAGACGACUGUUGACUUCCAAGCUCACUGGCAACAUAAAUACCUACUCGACUUGGACGGAGCGGGGUUCAGUGGCCGCUUCUUACCUUUCCUGCGAAGUGGUAGUCUGGUGCUCAAAGCAGGACUAUUUCGGGAGUGGUGGGAAGAUCGCGUUAGGGCGUGGAAGCACUUCGUCCCUCUCGACGUUCGCGGCCAUGGACUGGCAGGAACGGUGGCAUAUCUUGGUGGCGUUGGCGAUGGGAACGAUGUGCAGGGGAUGAAGUGGGAAGCGAAGGACGCCGAGGCGAAGAGGAUCGCUGAGCAAGGCAAAGAGUGGGCGGAGAAAGUCAUGCGGAAAGAGGAUAUGGAGAUUUAUCUGUUUCGGUUGUUGUUGGAGUGGGGACGAUUGACGGAUGAUCGGAGGGAUGAGUUGGGAUUCGAGGUCUGA
This is a messenger RNA of Zymoseptoria tritici IPO323, 3027 nucleotides long. RefSeq lists its product as uncharacterized. The coding region runs from base 1 to 3027 and encodes 1008 amino acids. The record is from RefSeq and is a predicted model, not a curated record. The transcript has 3 exons. NCBI's taxonomy places the organism in Eukaryota, Fungi, Ascomycota, Dothideomycetes, Mycosphaerellales, Mycosphaerellaceae.